AUGACAUCCAAGCAGCUUAUGAUCCCUCAGGGUGCUGUUGCCGACUCGUCUCCGGCUGCUCCACUGCUAGCCAGUUAUGGCUGGCAGUUGCUGCCCCAGUUGUACACUCUCUGCAAGGAGCAGCCCUUCUGUGACUGCACCAUCUUCAUUGGGAAUGUGCAUUUUAGAGUGCACAAGGUGGUUUUGGCUCCUGCCAGUCUGCUGUUUAAAUCCGUGUUGGACAGCACAGACACCAUCUCCAAUUGAUGCUUCUGUGGUAACACCUGUGGUAUGGUAACACCACUCUUACUUGAGAUUAUGGACAAUGACAAACUCCCACUGAGGAAACACAAUUUCACCAAAGUUAUCUCUGUGGCAGAUAGUCUGCAGAUGUUUGAUGUGGCUGUUAGUUGCAAAUACCUCCUCAGGGAUCACAUAAGUUGUUCUGUUCAGGAUCAGGUAGUAAAAGGAGUCUCCAGCCAGGAAGCAGAUUCAUCUCGAAACCAAACUGCAGCUAAUUACCUGCUCCAGUCUGGAAAACCUGAUGAGGAAAGAACAUUUAUCAUCCUCAUUCAGAGAGUUUCUCCUUUCCCCAUAGAAGCAAAAAUAGAAGCAGGUGUUUCUCCUCCUGGCCAGGAACUUACCGUGAAUCAUACCUGGGUUCAUCAGGACACAAUGUUGAGUGAGUCCAGGUCCCUCCAGGAGGAUUCAGGCUCUGGCCCUGACCAGCCUGUCCAUGCUGAGUGGAGUGGCUGUAUGGAAGAGGAGCUUGCUGAGCUGCCAGAGGCGGAAGGGCAGUCAAGGGAUUUAGCAGCAGAGAGCAAAAGCUAUACAAUUAAUUUCUUUGUUUGAUCUGAAAAUGUUUUCUCUGAGGCUCUUUCUGAUGCCCAGGCUGUGCUGAAAAGACUCAAAGAGUGCAGAAAAAUUGAUGCCUCUCAAAAGGAGCUUGAGGGCAACACAGAAGCAGAAUGGGAUGUCUGUACUGGUGUGACAGUGGAGCAGGAGGACACAGAGCUUGUGAAUGAUUGUGAAAGCAUAGCCGAUGAAGAGACGCUGACCGCUCGUUUGAUGUGCUGCAGGGAGGAGCUGAUCCGGAGCGUGACACAGCUGAGCUCUGUCAUAGAAUUGGAGGCAGUAGAAGAGGGAUUCCAGACUGCCUCAGAGAAGCAGGUAGCUUUGGAUUGCUGUGAAGGCAGCUCUCAGAGGGAAGUCAUGGACAAUCUGAUCAGGAAGGUGGAUAAAGAGAAAACCCUGAAAGUGAAAUUUCUGGAGGCUGUGAAAGCAUCCUUCCCUUGACUCCAGCUUCUGCCGGAUAACUUGGGGGCAAGAGCAAACAUCUCUGAUGGUAAAGGCACAUGGAGCCCAGAGGAGUAUAGGGCCAAACUGUUGUGACAACGCCGAGAGAACUUUGUGGAGUUCCUGACAGACACCCAUGUGCUGCUGCAGGACAUCUCUGCUGCAUGGAGCCUGGCAUCUGCAGAGAGAGAUAUGAACAAGCUCCUACACUUAUGCAAGUUACGAGUAGGAGGUGGUGGUUUCACCUGCCUUGUGUUGGCAGUGCUGGAGCAGCAGUCCCUGUCUGACUCUGCUGUUUGGCAGCUGCUGAUGGCUCAACAUAUCUUAGAAAACCUGAUCUUCUUGCCCAAAGUUGGACAACCAGUGAGAAGGGAGGUCUGCAAGGACCUCAUGCUGCAUGUCAGUGCUGCAAUUAUGGCUAUCAGUGAGAACACAGUGGCAUGGCAAGCUGAUCUUCAAGCCAUCCAGCAAAGGGAGGACCUGAAGGGCUUGGCUUUGGGGUAGGCAGGGCUCACAGAAGCAGUGAAACAGGGAAAACUAUGUCUCCUGAUUGAGGGAAGAGGGCAGAAACCUGGGAUCAGGAGGUGGAAGGUGAGCAGGGAAUCUCAGUUUGAAGUUCUGGACAAAGAUAAGGACAAGGCAGGAGGUGCCAGUGCCAGUGAAGCAAAGGAAUCCCAGGACACUUCUUUCAAGAAGACUUUUGUCUGCAAAGCCUGUUGCAAAGUCUUUCACUUCUACUGCUGCCUAAAGGUGCACAUGAAAUGCUGUCAGGUUGCCAGAGGAAAGCAGAUCCAGCGUAAAGAGUAUGGUGAGGUCAAGUCGAAUGAGCUGGAGAAGCAUCAGCUGGAGGUCUAUGGGAUGGUGGGUAUGGCCAAGAAGAAAAAGAAGAAGAAGAGGCUCCCCAUGGCAUGUGACGUUGGAAGAGAGUUUGCUCAUACCUCAAGUAGGCAGUUGUCAGGGCUAUGUUAUCACAACAGGACUCACCAUCCUGAUGUCUUUGCAGCUCAGAAUCACUGCUCCUUCAAGUUCUCUUCCAUACGGUGCAGCUGCUGUGACAAAACCUUUACCAGCACUGCUGCUCACCAAAAGCAUGUCAAGGCAGAGCACACAGAUGUGAAGUUCCAUGAGUGUGAGUCAUGCAUGGAGCUGUUCCCCAUCCCGGCUCUCCUGCAGGUAGUGAAGUGCAGGCACUCAGCUUCCCAACCAUUGUGCUGCUCAUACUGCUUCAUGGCCUUCCUCCCUGGGGCCCUGCAGAGCCACGUCACCAGCCAGCAUUUCACACAAGAUAGCACCUUCAUGGGUGAGCUCUUCCCCUCCCAGGGCAAGCUGGAGGGGCAUCUCAGGACUGGGUAUCCCAAGGUGACCUUCUCCCAAGCCACCACUGCCCAGAUUGUGCAGAUAAGAACUACAUUGCAGCAAGGAGAAGCAGAGCACAUAAUCUCUUUCGAUGAUGCCAAACUUGUGACGUUGCCCAAAUCCCAAGUGAGACAAACUGGCUCUGAGGUGGUGACUGUGGAGAAUUUGUUUGAUAAAGUCACUCUGAUGUGUGAAGAAAUCAAGGGAGGGACAGGGGAGGUUGCCUGUGCCUAG
Molecule: messenger RNA, 2865 nt
Organism: Serinus canaria (Common canary)
Lineage: Eukaryota; Metazoa; Chordata; Aves; Passeriformes; Fringillidae
Gene: ZBTB40
Product: zinc finger and BTB domain containing 40
Biological process (GO): regulation of transcription by RNA polymerase II
Cellular component (GO): nucleus
Molecular function (GO): protein binding; DNA-binding transcription factor activity, RNA polymerase II-specific; RNA polymerase II cis-regulatory region sequence-specific DNA binding
Source: RefSeq, a predicted model, not a curated record